AAGCGAGCGUGCUGCGUGCUGUACCGAGAAGGAGGAUGAGGAGCUGGAGACGAAGCUGAGGAGGCCUCAAGUCGCAUUUAGAGCUGUCCUAGAGGGGCGGCCGGCCGUUAGGAGCGCCAUGUGAUGGGACGUGCUCGCGGCGCGCGAGCGUGGGAAUCACACCCCGUCACAUCGGGCGGACGCGUCUCAAGUCAUGCCCAAGCGUCACCUCUGCUGCGCCCGCAGCGCUAUAAGUGCUCGUCGCACCGUGGCGCUCCUCUCUUCAGCACCACCACCACCCUCCACCCUCACCUCGCUUCUCGCUCCUGCGGCCUGCAAGCAUCGCCGCCGCCGUCGCGGCUGCGCCUGGCUCGGAACGACGCCGACGUCUGGCGAUCGCAGCACACGGAUGGGCAAGACACGCACUCUGCACCACCACUGCCGCCGCCGCUGCCCGGCUGCUGCACCUCGCUGCCAUUCCACGCACACGCCGUCGUACGCCGUCUCUCUUCGCCACUGCUCGCCUCGUCAUGCUCAGACUCGCCCAUUCCCAUCCCUGCUCCUCUCCACUCUCUGCCGGUAGAGCCUGAGCGCGCAUCGGUACACGCCGCGCCUCCUCGGCGCAGAAGUACUUUCGCCUUGCCUCUCACCGGAUGCGGACAGAGAAUGCGGUCAGCGUUGCACGAGAGCUGCUCGUGCGAUGCUGACCGCAUUCCUCUGCAGCCGUCCAGUGAGAGAAAAGGCGAACGCGCCAUGACUGCGCCCAGGCCAGACUCCAGCGCGAUUACCGCAAGGCUCGGUGCAGCAGCCUCGUCGUAGGAUGAGAGUCAUUCGGUGGUGCGGACGUCUGCUUGGGCGGGACAUCCCAGCACAGGCAGCUUUGCACGAGCAUCGUGCAACGCCGCCCGCGCUGCGGGUCGUUUCGCGCUUCGGACAUCUACACCUCGGACUCUGACUGCUUCUCUCCCGAUGACGCGGCCUGCACCUC
Molecule: messenger RNA, 967 nt
Organism: Tilletiopsis washingtonensis
Lineage: Eukaryota; Fungi; Basidiomycota; Exobasidiomycetes; Entylomatales
Exons: 4
Coding region: 124-798 (224 amino acids)
Source: RefSeq, a predicted model, not a curated record